AAGUACUCAUUGAAACGCUCUUGUGUGAUGUGGAAGAAAUUAAAAGCUUUGUCUCGAGCUUUCCUUUGAUUCUCUCUGUUUCGACCUUCGAUAUAUUCCUUCGCUUUCUCUCAGCCGAUCAAUUUUAGGGUUCGUUCUAAUCGAUCACCGACACUCACUGAAUUUUCAAAUUUACAAUCUACACUGGUUCUGGAGUAAUCCUGUGGUUGAUAUUGCUAAUUGGUACUUUGAAGGUAUAAACUGUAUGUGUUUGAUCAGUAGGGAUCAAUUUUGGGCAGAAAGUAUAUUGACAAUGACGUUAAGCGAGUUCUGAGAAUGCAUAUCAUGGGGUUUUUAGGAUGAAGUUUUCUUUGCUUGUUUCCAAAUGGACUUGUGGGUGAGCUCUAAAUAUUAUUCAAUGGACUUACCUUCUGUGAUCGGGUAGUGUUUUUGGUACUGCAAUUUCUGUACUACAAUGCAAAAGGAUAUCUAUUAAUCCAUGGAUGAUGAUAGAGCAUCUAGUCCUCCUAGUUGGGAGGACAAAAAUCCAACUGAGAUGGCCGAGUCCCGUGUUUUCAUUAUUUCUUGCUUUAUUGCUGCAUUGGUUGGUAUUAUCACUAUAGCUUACACAGCAUUCCAAUGGAGAAGGAACAUUAGUUUAAGUUGGAUGAAAGCCAUAGCAAGGUCAAAGAAAAACCCUAAGGCAAGGAACAAGGUUCCUGUAGCUCCUCAUUCAUGGAAUAUGGACUGUCUGUCUCGUGGUAAGAAUUUGUGUUGUUGUGUUUGCUUAAAAUCGUUGUCUCCUUCUCAAGCUCUCGGGCCAAUGGUGGCUUCAGAUGGUUUUAUUCACCGUUGUAGUAUUUGUGGAGCAGCAGCCCACCUUAGCUGCUCUUCGAACGCACACAAGGACUGUAAGUGUGUUUCUAUGAUAGGUUAUGAGCAUGUGAUGCAUCAGUGGGCUGUUCGAUGGACAGAGAGCACAGAUCAACCUGAUGAAACUUCAUUUUGUAGUUAUUGUGAAGAGCCAUGUAGUGGGUCUUUUCUCAGUGGGUCUCCUAUAUGGUGUUGUUUGUGGUGUCAACGACUUGUACAUGUGGACUGCCAUGGUAAUAUGUCAAAUGAAACAGGUGAUAUUUGCGAUUUGGGUCCAUUUCGAAGGUUGAUUUUGUCACCACUUUAUGUUAAGGAAUUGAGCCGAGGUUCACCAGCUGGAUUCCUGAGUUCAAUCACGCAUGGUGCAAAUGAGAUUGCUUCCUCAGUCCGUGCAAGUAUUAGGAGUCAAAGCAAGAAGUACAGGCAUAGUAAUGAACCCUCUGUUGAUGCAAAUAAUUCUGCUGAUACAAGUAAUAAUUGUAAUGCCUGUGACACAUCCACUGAAAGCACUGUUGAGUCAACUCAUACAGUAAGUGGUUCUCCUGCAAUGGAGGAAAGCUGUAAUGGUAGUGUAUCUUAUCAGGAUGGUGAUGUUGAUAAAAAUAUGGAUUUGAUGCCUAGUUUUAAAAGAAGUGGGUCAGUCAAUCAGAAGGAUGAAUCUCAGAUAUUGGGUAUGAAACUGAAAUAUGAGUUAAUUGAUUUGCCACCUGAUUCGAGGCCCUUGCUAGUUUUUAUCAAUAAGAAGAGUGGGGCUCAACGUGGGGAUUCUCUCAAACAACGUCUGAACCUUCUCUUGAACCCUGUCCAGGUAAUUGAGUUGAGCUCCAUACAGGGACCAGAAGUUGGUCUUUACUUAUUCAGAAAGGUGCACCACUUCAGAGUUCUUGCAUGUGGGGGAGAUGGGACUGUUGGUUGGGUUUUGAAUGCUAUAGACAAGCAAAAUUUUGUUUCUCCACCACCUUUGGCUAUUCUUCCUUCUGGAACUGGAAACGAUCUGGCUAGAGUAUUGUCCUGGGGAGGUGGUUUAGGCUCGGUGGAGAGGCAGGGGGGUCUUUCUACGUUAUUGCAACAGAUUGAGCAUGCUGCAGUAACCAUUCUUGACAGGUGGAAGGUAGCCAUUCUCGGCCAACAGGGGAAGCAACUCCAUCCUCCAAAAUUUAUGAACAACUAUCUUGGUAUUGGCUGUGAUGCUAAGGUUGCCCUGGAUAUCCACAACUUACGGGAAGAAAAUCCAGAGAAGUUCUAUAACCAGUUCAUGAAUAAAGUUCUUUAUGCAAGAGAAGGUGCUAAGAGCAUCAUGGAUAGGACAUUUGCAGAUUUCCCUUGGCAAGUUAGAGUAGAGGUGGAUGGUGUUGAGAUAGAAGUCCCAGAGGAUGCUGAAGGCAUCCUCGUUGCAAAUAUAGGAAGCUACAUGGGUGGUGUUGAUCUUUGGCAAAAUGAGGAUGAAACUUAUGAUAACUUCGACCCACAGUCUAUGCAUGAUAAAAUACUAGAGGUUGUGAGCAUUUCGGGGACAUGGCACCUUGGAAAGCUUCAGGUUGGGCUUUCCCGUGCUAGAAGACUUGCUCAGGGACAGUCAAUUAAAAUACAACUAUUUGCCGCAUUCCCUGUUCAAAUUGAUGGAGAACCUUGGUUUCAGCAGCCGUGUACUCUAGCAAUCUCUCAUCAUGGGCAGGCGUUCAUGUUGAAGAGGACAGCCGAGGAACCUCUUGGUCAUGCAGCUUCCAUAAUCACUGAUGUGCUUGAGAAUGCUGAAACUAAUCAUGUAAUCAAUGCAGGACAAAAACGAGCCCUUCUGCAAGAAAUGGCUUUGAGGUUGUCGUAGAUAUCACUCUGGUCACUCCUAGCGAUUGUUGUUUUUGAUUGCAGCUGCUCCUCAUUUGUUCUUUUCAAUUUGUUCUCUUUUAUUUUGCUUUCCUUGUUCUGGGAUUUUGAUUAUUAUGUUUUUGAGCUGUACAAAAAGUAGUGAGCAUUAACCACAAGUUAAUGGAAGCUACAAUUGUGUUUUUCUUAUCUAGAAUAUGUAUUGUAGGCUCUUGAUGUUCGUUUUCUUUUGUAUCUCAAUUUAUUUGCAUGGUACUUGACCAGUUUUUCUCCUGCUA
Tripterygium wilfordii is the source of this 2954-nucleotide messenger RNA. Its product is annotated as diacylglycerol kinase 1. The record is from RefSeq and is a predicted model, not a curated record. Gene Ontology annotation, molecular function: ATP-dependent diacylglycerol kinase activity. NCBI's taxonomy places the organism in Eukaryota, Viridiplantae, Streptophyta, Magnoliopsida, Celastrales, Celastraceae. Bases 479 to 2677 code for a protein of 732 amino acids. The transcript has 8 exons.